Messenger RNA from Gigantopelta aegis, 4964 nucleotides. Its product is annotated as fanconi-associated nuclease 1-like. The record is from RefSeq and is a predicted model, not a curated record. Gene Ontology annotation, biological process: interstrand cross-link repair. The transcript has 18 exons. Gene Ontology annotation, cellular component: nucleus. Lineage: Eukaryota; Metazoa; Mollusca; Gastropoda; Neomphalida; Peltospiridae. Gene Ontology annotation, molecular function: 5'-flap endonuclease activity; 5'-3' exonuclease activity; flap-structured DNA binding. Bases 456 to 3527 code for a protein of 1023 amino acids.
CCGAGUCAUAUGGAUGUCUACGGCAAUAUUUUGAGGCGUCUUCAUACUUUUUUCUCACAAGAGAAGGGUGUCAAGCAUGCUAUGUAUUUAAGGAAGUCAGUUCUGCAUCGCAUGACAAAAGCUACUGGUCUAUCGUCUUUCAGGAUUAAAAAUUUACUGUCAAAAAAGAAGAAAACACCAACACCAAAGAAUAAUCAAAGGCAAAACUGUAUUCUGAACUCCUCUAAUCUGGAAUUAAUACGCUGUAAAGUGGGUGAUUUAUAUAGAAGUGGAGAGUAUGUUACACUUACGAUUUUAAGAAAGGUGCUGGAAGAGAGUGGACUGAAAAUUGCGAAAGCAACACUGCACAGAGCAUUAAAGACUAUGGGCUUCAAGUGCAUGAACAUUAUCAGUAAGACGGACUGAUAAAGUGAUGUCAAGUUGUGGACUUUGUCCCAUACACUGGUUUGUGAGCCAUGAAUUUAAAGUCUGCUUCAAAAAGGAAACGUUCAAGUAUACCAGCGGAACAGAAACAAGAAAAAUCAACUCCUUUAAUUUUAUCUUACUUCAAGUCACACGAAAAGAAAACUUCACCUCGAAAAAUAGCUGACCAGAAAACCAGUUUAUUGAAACAUGCAUCAAGUGAUGAUGACGUAGAAAUUGUUUUGGUAGAAAAGAAGUCAAAAUAUUUUGAAUCGCCAAGAAGUAGGCAUGGCAGUACAGAUUUAUUGGAUAAUUCUGUUCAUGUUACUGAUGAUACAGCCAUUGCAGAAGGUCGAAAACCAAAACUGAGAAAACUUAGCCUGAGAAAAAGAUCAACUCAAACAGUGGAAUGUUCAAAAUCUGCAGUUCAAAAUAAUGAUGACAUCUGUAUUAUUACAAGAACUGAAGGUGUGAGUAGCCAGUCCAUUGAAGCAGUUGAUGUAAAUGAUGACAAUGCUAAGAUUAUGACUAGAAGUCAGUCUUGUAAAGUUUCUAACAGUUCAAAUAAACCAUUAAUGAAAAAAAAGCUGUCUUUGGGAAAACAAAAGGUUGGAAAAGAUGUUUUGACGGAAGUAAGCAAGGAUGCUUUGAAACUUGCUGAAAAUGCAUGCAGCAGACAAGCUUCUGUAACACCUAUUUCAAAAGUAAAUAAUCCGGGAAAAACCCAGAAUUACCACAAACAGUUGGACAAGGAUUCUUUGACGAAGACAGAACUUGAUGAUGAUGUCAUAGAAAAUGUAGACAGGUCUUCAACUAAGACAUUGUGUGUGUCAAGAGCUACUUGUGCAAAGUCACAGAAAAGACAAAACACUUCAAAUUUGUCAUCGGUAAGACACAAGAAAAGAGAAACUGAUGGUUUAAAUGAAAAGCUUGUCUUCCACAACACUCCUACCUCAAGCCAAAACUCUGGCAACAUCUCUUCUUCAGAUCAAGAGUUAAAAAAUACCCCAACCUCAAUCCAAGUCUUGAAUGACACUGCAAUAUCAAACCAAGAUGUUAGCAACACCUCUACCUCAAAUCAUGUCUUCAAUAACCAUCCAACCUCAAGCCAAGCAGACACCAAAGAUGAGCUUAUCAAAGAAGAAAAAAUGGAAACGGAAGAAACAAAAUACAGAAUUCCAUAUUACUUGGAAAACUUCCAGACAAUCCUGUCGGCUGUAUUGGAAAAUGAAGAUAACGAAUUACUGUUUGAUAAGAAAGAUCUGGAGACCAUUUCCUUGUUCAGCAGUCUUUCAGAUUUAUCUCAAAAGCUAUAUGUGCGGUUAUUCUCAAGAAAACUUGCUUGGUUACCGUUAUCAAAACUGAAAUAUUCAGAAAUUGCCAAUGACUUAACUGAUGUUCUUCAAGAGAUCAUUGAUGCAGAUCUGGCAGUAUCAGAAAUUGAACUGACUGAUCUUGAAAUGACGUUGAAAUCGCUACCUCUUCCUGAUCUGAAAAUAUUGUCCAAGUCGUACCAUCUGAAUGUGUCAUCUAAGACGCAGAUCGUGGAUGUUCUACUGAGGAAAAGCAAGCAGAGUACGAUCGGCACCAUGUUUGGGAUGAAGUCAGGUGCUCAUGAUCCGGCAGCCAUCAUGCUGGCUAGAGCAAAGAAGCUUCUGGGACGAAUGUUCCGAUUGCAGGAGGAGAGAAGGAAAGUGUUUGUCCGAGUUCUGAUGCUGUUUUCCGUUUUACAUUCAUCUGUAGAAGAUGACAGUGCUAAUGGAGGGCAGUCACAGCUAUACCAAAUGCUUCUGGUCAACAUGGGCAAGGUCGUUUAUCCCAAGUUUAAGGUCAACAGGCAGACGCAGCUAUUUUUGGACAGAGAGAGCUUUUUAAGAUUUGCCACAGCGAUGCAGUUUGAGAACGACCUGUCUCUGUGUGUGGAGAAGGCUGACUGGGCGGGGGCGUUUGAAGUGUUCAAGGCGGCAAAACAAGAAUAUGACGACCUUCAGAAACACAGCGACCUUGUCAGGUGGGAUUCGAAUCUUCCAUGUUUUCUGUGUCUGUGUUCCGCGGGGUUUGUCCUGGUUCGUGUUCUGAGUCAGGGGAUAGAGAUACUGCAGAGACAGAAAGACUACAGUGGCGCCAUCUCACUGAUACACCAACUCCUAGACCAGUUGGUGUACUGCUGUGAUUACCGUGGUUACUGGUGGGAAAGACUUGCUCUCAAUUUAGACGUGCAUCUUAAAAAACCUAAACAGGCACUGGGUGUUAUUAAAAAAGGUUUAUCUGAUGAGAAUGUGCACAUUGGCCACCGACUUGCCUUGUAUCAAAGAGCUGAGAAGAUCUGUAACACAGCCAGUCUGAACGUUCAGCACCGCUUGAAAGACUUUCAUCACGCUGAGCUUGUUGAGAUCCCAACGGUGACUAUUGAUGGACGAAUCAUGCCGCACACCGUUCCUGGUAUUAAAAACCAGUUUAUAACGGCUGGCUCGCACACAGACGAAAUCACCUGCUGUGGGGUGGAGCAGUUCGUACUGGACUAUUACAAGUGUAACGGCUACACAGACGGCCUGCAUGCCGAGGGUUCUGUUAUCAGCAGUCUGUUCUGCCUCUUUUUCUGGGACAUUCUCUUCAUGGACAUUCCGGAUGCGUUUCACAGCGCCUUCCAGACUCGGCCGCUCGACUUCCACUCAGAGUUGUUUUACACACAAAGAUGUGAGGCUGUUGAAGACAAACUGAGUGAAAUUACAGACAGCACUGAGGAGGAUCUUCACCGAAUGAUGUCUGAUGUUUGGACCAGCCAUGAUGGUGUCCUGUGUGCCGGGAUGAGCUGGGAUCGGUUCAGCAGUCUUGAACAUGUACAGGGACUUGUGAGCUGUAUCGGGGGUAAAACCCUGGCCGCUAUCUUAAGACGUUUUGUGACAAAUCCUCGACACACGCGCAGUGGAUUCCCAGACCUCACUCUGUGGAAUACAGACAGGAAAAUAGUCAAGAUUUGUGAAGUUAAAGGUCCGGGGGAUCGUUUGUCACACAAACAGAUUCUGUGGAUUGAUUUCCUCAUCAAGAUUGGAGUGGAUGCCGAGGUUUGCCAUGUCAGAGCUGUGGGUGCGAAAAAAUUAAAACCUGCUGCCAGUACCACCUGAGAGAUUUGAACCUGCUGCCAGUACCACCCAAGAGAUUUGAACCUGCUACCAGUACCACCUGAGAGAUUUGAAACUGCUGCCAGUACCACCCAAGAGAUUUGAACCUGGUGUUCAGUACAUUUAACAAACUGAAGAAACUCUUAACUAACUCCAUUUCAUCUGAGUUUUAUUCUGGUGUCCUGCAUUUCACAAGAUUGUGCAUCAGUUUUAACUAGCCAGGGGAUCUAACUCCGUGAGUGGAGUUAGUCAGAAGAGUGCUUGCUUCAGAUGCUUGGGUCUUAGGAUCAAACCCCCUUGGCAGACCCACUUUUUUUUCUAUCCAUUCCAACCAGUGCCUCAUGACUGGGAAAUCAAAGGAUGCAGUGUAUGCUGUCCUGCCAGGGAAAGUGCAUAUGAAAUAUCUCUUGUUCCAAUGGACAAAUUGUCGGAGGUAUUCUUCUGAGGACUGUCGGAAUUAACAAAUGUUUGACAUUCAAUAACUGGCCCUAAACUUUUUUUCAACUUUCACUAAUUGAAUAUCACCUGACAGGAUUUUUACCUGCUGUCUAAUAUUUUAAAACACUGAAUUGGUUUUUGCUAAUUUAGUACCACUUGUGUUGAUGUUAUCAUUUCUGCUAUACUUUGGUUUUUAAGACCGGGAUGAUCGGUAUUUUAUUAAGACGGGUAAUCCCAAACUGAAAGACAAGAGGUCUUUAUAUAGUUUUUUUGUCUCCAUCUGUCUGUCUGUAUGUCUGUUCAUCCUUCUGUCCCACAUAAAGUUUGACUUUUACCUGCAUUUGCUCAUUUUUGAGUUAUGGCCCUUGAACUUAGGAGAUAUGAAAAUUUGUUGUGCCUGGUAGUUGACAUGUAUUGGAUUAGCAGUACUCUCAGAAUGCUUGUUCAUGUUUUAUAUUGAUAUUACAAAAUGGGCAAUUUUCUAUAUGCAUGUAUGAUUUUAUUAAAUAUAUAUUAGUAGCAUAUACAUAUACAUAUAACAUACAUGCAUUGUAGUUUGUUUAUAAUCAGUGAAUUAUAAUCUGACAGUUUCAAACAAAAAAAUAUAUUUAACAAAAUGAAACGGGGCAUUUAAUAAUUGUAUUCAUGUAUAAUGUUAUUAACAUAAUAAAGUGACAUUUUAAAAGUCUAUAUAUGUGUGUAUACAAUGUAGUUGAUUAUGUAACAUUAAGUGAAUUAUCUGAAAAUGUUAGUAAACAUAUAUUGACCUGAAGGAAAAGGGGCAUUUAUUCAUGCAUGAUAUUAUUGACAUAAAAAGGAGCAUUAAACAUGAUCUGAUAUUAUUAAAUAUAGUGCGUAUAUUUACAUGUACAUACACAUGUAGCAUAUAUUUUAUUGUAUUAGUCUACAAUAAACAUGGUCUGUAAUACAUUUUUCAUAAAUAUCGUAUUUUCCCAAGGUAUCUUUAUGACAUGGGUCAUGAUAAUAAAUUGAAAACUGUUA